Messenger RNA from Diospyros lotus (date-plum), 1556 nucleotides. Its product is annotated as la-related protein 6A. NCBI's taxonomy places the organism in Eukaryota, Viridiplantae, Streptophyta, Magnoliopsida, Ericales, Ebenaceae. The transcript has 12 exons. The record is from RefSeq and is a predicted model, not a curated record. Gene Ontology annotation, biological process: RNA processing. The coding region runs from base 111 to 1271 and encodes 386 amino acids. Gene Ontology annotation, molecular function: mRNA binding. Gene Ontology annotation, cellular component: nucleus.
AGAUUGGGCCAUGAGAGAUCGGGUGAAGAGAGAAGAGCGGGCGGGUUAUCGGACGCCUUCGUCUCACUUUCCUCGCUUCACUCCCUCCCUCUCUCUCUCUCCUCUCCGUCAUGGAAGACGCUGCCGCCUGCCCUUCCGCCGCGCCACCAUCUCCCCCGCGCGAUUCCGGCUUGUUACCCGUCGGCUCGCCCGAGAUCGCCGACUUCCACUUGGAAGAAGAAGAAGCCGAAGAAGUACCUCCUUCCCCCGAGGAGCAUCAGCCCUCCCAAAACCCUACCCUCGCAGAUGAUCUCCCUCACAAGAUCAUUAAGCAGGUGGAAUAUUACUUCAGUGAUGAGAAUCCAAUGGUUGAGCAGUUUAUUUUGAAAUAUGCAACCAAAGAUGAGGGAGGGUUUGUGCCAAUUGCUGCUAUUGCAUCGUUUAAGACAAUGAGAAAGAUUACUCGAGACAGGUCAUUGAUAGUGGCUGCACUGAAGGAAUCUUCUUUACUUGUUGUAUCUCCUGAUGGCAAGAGUGUGAGACGACUGCAGCCUCUACCAGUCUCUGAUGCUAAGGAUCAAGUGUUAUGCACUGUGCUGGUGGAAAAUCUACCAGAAGAUCAUUCCAUAGAAAAUAUGCAGAGAAUAUUUGGUGCAGCUGGCAACAUAAAGAAUGUUUGUAUCCGUGAUCCAAAUGUUGCAAGAGAGUCGGAAAAACAGACAAUUACAGAGAAGCUGUUAAAUGUCAACUUGAAGGAUGUUUGCAUCCAUGAUCCAAAUGCUCCAAGAAAGUCGAGACCACAGAUGAUUGCUGAGAAGCUGCUAACUGUAAGGUUGCAUGCUUUUGUUGAGUAUGAAACUGUGGAUGCUGCUGAGAAAGCUGUGGCCAUGUUAAAUAAUGAACAAGAUUGGAGACAUGGGAUGCGGGUGAAGCUUCUCAAGCGAGUGGGAAAGAAGAAGAAAGCCUUGCGGGAUGCAGAAUCUGAGAAGGAUAGCCAUGCCCAAGCACUUGAUUCAGCAGGAGAUGAGGCAAACCAUUACCCUAGUGAGCUCCACGACGACAAGCAUGAUGAAGAGUACAGGAUGGGGAAAGGGACCAUCCAUCGAAGGACAAAAAUGGCAACAAGGGUCGAAACCGAAGGCGUGGAAGGCAACAUAACUCUCGGGGCAUUAAUGGACAGGGCCAUGGAGCAGUUUCUUCUAGUCAUGGUAUCGAGGCCUCAAGGCCACCACCAGGCCCCAGAAUGCCUGAUGGAACGAGAGGAUUUACGAUGGGGCGAGGUCGGCCUCUAGCCUCCAAUCCUAGUUAGCUGUAUGGCGAGAAACUGUGAACUAUCAUCUUGGUCAGUUGAAAGGCCUGGCCUGCUUUUCAUCCAUGUAGUGCUGCAGAAACUGCCAAUUUUUAUGGUGCUGCGAGUAGUUUGCAAAUGAAAGCACUCUGUGGAUAUAUCUCUUUUGGUUGGAUUGCUAGAUUUUAAGAUAGCAAAUGCAGCUGACGAGGUGAAAUCUGCAUAUCAUGCACUCUUUGAUAUAUGCAUGCAUAUUUCUUGGUUGAAUUACAGCCCUACAUUUUCGACA